Messenger RNA from Peronospora matthiolae, 576 nucleotides. NCBI's taxonomy places the organism in Eukaryota, Oomycota, Peronosporomycetes, Peronosporales, Peronosporaceae. The record is from the annotation of a GenBank genome assembly.
AUGGAGCCACCUGCGCGCAAGAAUGGGCACCAGACGCUCUCGCACUUGCUCGCUCUUGCGUACCACGUGCUGGACGAGGCCAAGCACGUGAACCUCAAGCCGCCGCUGCGCUCGAGUCUCAGUGCGUUCGCUGCUGACGUGAACGCGCCCGGGUCGCCGCCGUCCGAAGCGGAGACGGCGCAAGACGAGGCGCUCCCGGAGCUGACGAGUGGACUGGCUCUCGGGUUUGGAGGCGGUCCGAGUCACCCGGUUGUGGUGCCGUUUGCGCAGGAGGAGAUCCAAGACACGUACACGAGGAUGGCGGCGCUCAAGACGCAGUACGUGAAGCUCAGCGGGGAGCUCCUGGAAGCUGUGAAGGAGCUGGAGAAGAAGAAGAGCGGGGGGGUCCGGGACAAGGACGAGGAGGCGGUGGUGGCUGCACUUGUGACCAGGAGGGAUCGAUUGCGCAAGGAGGUUUAUGAGCGGAAUGUGGUGAUGAAGGGGCUGAUUGAUCGACUGCGUCAUCUGCAGCACUCAAUCAGGCUGAUGCAGGGUGGCAGUGCGUACCCACCUCGCGUCGUCAUGGAGAGUGUUUGA